UUAACAGUUGCAUUAAAACAAAUCGAUAACGUGUUUCAAAAUUAAUUAGAACAUUACUAUUCUUAAAAAUGAAAACAUAUUGUGAUAAAGUUAUAGUGUUUAUGAUCGUAAAAGUUCUUACAAAUCACAUAGUUGCAAGUACCUGUGAAUAUCCUUCGUGUAAAGACGGUUCCCCACAUUCAAUUUGUAUAUAUCCCAAAACCUUGGACAGAAGUGCACCGAAAUGUUCGUCAGAAGAAGCGAGAGGAGGAUUAAAAGAUGAAUACGUGCAAGCUAUUCUACACGCUCACAACGAAUUGCGACAAAAGGUCGCCCAGGGUAAACAGCCAGGGCAACCAGGCGCUGCUAAUAUGAUGAAACUCAAAUGGGACUCCGAGUUGGCAGAAAUUGCUCAGGCAUUCGCUAAUUCUUGUGAACGAGAUGGUUUGGCCCACGAUAAGUGUAGAAACUUAAAGGACGGAACUGAAGUAGGUCAGAAUAGCGGGAACGACACUUUUGUUCUAAGAGAUGGAGCAAACAGAACUGAUCUCUUCUACAGAAUGGUGCAGUUGUGGUACGACGAGGUGUCAUUGUUUGAUUCAAGAUUCGUCGACAAAUACACGUUCAGCAACGAAACUGGACAUUAUACCCAAGUCGUUUGGGCAGACACUGAUCGAAUAGGCUGUGGGUACAUAGAACAGGACAAAACUAUGUUUUUUACCUAUGUUUAUGAGUUUUACCAGCCGGUACGUAUGAAGUGCAACUAUGCAGUUUCUGGGAACUGGGUUGGCAUGCCUGUUUAUAAAGUUGGUGAACCCUGCAGCAAGUGUCCAACAGGGACUCACUGCAGUGAAAAGUAUCCUGGACUUUGUACUGGGGAAUUGGAUGAAAAAAGUUCAUCUUCUAUUUUAAGAAGCCACUCGUUACAAAACGCUGGUCUUGAAGUGAUAGUUUUGGUAUCAAUUUACUACUAUGUGUGAUUUACUACAACUUUUUAAAAACAAUUUGUAGUAAAUAAAACUUAACUUAACUUAUUGUUUGUUACAGAUGUAUAUCAAUAUCCUACACUACAUC
This is a messenger RNA of Macrosteles quadrilineatus (aster leafhopper), 1053 nucleotides long. RefSeq names its product venom allergen 5-like. The transcript has a single exon. The coding region runs from base 69 to 959 and encodes 296 amino acids. Lineage: Eukaryota; Metazoa; Arthropoda; Insecta; Hemiptera; Cicadellidae. Gene Ontology annotation, cellular component: extracellular region. The record is from RefSeq and is a predicted model, not a curated record.